GCGGGGCGGGGACACCGGCCGGCCACCGACUGGCCCCACAGGCUGACCAGUGGCAGCUCCAGACCGGAGCAGCUGCAAGAGGCUGGACAGACCCAGGACUGCCUCUCCGGGGGGCCCAAGAUCGGGCCAGCAGCACACUGGACCACUCCCACUGGACCACGCCACAGAGCCUGGCUUCACGGACCCAGGAAGGAGCCGGGACCAUGUUCCAAUAAAUGAGGCCUACAGGGCGAGCCUUGAGCCCCGACUCCCGGCCAGAGACGCGACAUCACACCAGGAAGAAUGAAGAGGCCGCUCCCGGCUCGCCGAUGCCCAGGGCAGGGAGGCCCCCACCACCCGGGAGCAGUCCCAGAGUCAGGCCGCCGGGCUGGGGCAGCAGCAGGGCGACAGGAGGUGCCCCCCCCUCCAUCCUGAGGCGGAGCGGGCCGGGGUGCCGUAGCCACGGGGCCGAGCCACAGAGGACCUCGAGGCGUGUGCGGUUCCGGGAGCCCCUGGAGGUGACCGUCCACUACAUCGCCCGCAGGGAGCCCACCUCCACCACCACCACCAGCAGGGCGCCCAGCCGGCCCAGGCCCCGAGGCGGCUCCCUGCUCCUGCGGCUGUGCGUGUGCGUCCUGCUGGUGCUGGUGCUGGGCCUGUACUACGGCCGACCCAAGCCCGUGGCGCUGGCCCUUGAGGACCUCCGGGCCCGGCUCCUGGUGCUCGCCCUGCGCCUGAGGCAAACGGCCCUCACCUGCUGGCGGGGCCUCCUGCAGCGCUGACGGAGGCCGGCCGGACGCUCCCCUCCACGCCUGGGGCCCCAGCUGUGCAGGGCAGGAGGGGGGGUAGCCCCAGGUCAGGUGGAAGGGCUUCAAGCCGAGCCCGGCUCUGCGGCAGCACGUGACCCCGCCCCCUCCAACAGGGCCCCUCUUGCUGCACAUGUUAGGGUCCACCAUGAGGUUUUAUUAGAAAGAGAAUUCCACACAGGCUUCAGCCCUGAGAGCCCCCCAGACCCUCCCUCACCCCAGUGGGAACUCUCCGUACCCUUGGGCCAGGCCUGGAUGUGGCCACGCGGAGCCCUCUGAAGACAGGGACACUGGCCCUGUGUCCAUGGGGCCCCUCAGAGGUGAAACUGGCCUUUGCUACUUCGGGCUGGCAGGGCCUGGACUUUGAAACCCCGUCGAGACAGGCGGGUCUGGCUGUCGGGGUGGGGUCCUCCCUCCUGAAACUACACACGGGGCAGGGGGCCUGGCAUCUCCCCUUGUUUGUGGUGUUGGGGUGCCAACCUCUGAGCCCAGGUCUGACCGCUCCCCGGGGCCCCAAGGCCUCAGGGACCCUCUCAUGCCCCGGGGGGACAUACAUGCUGCCCCCCCCCCUCCUCAGCUGUCCACGUGGGAGUGGCUGAGAGGGAGCUUGCUCCGCCCAGACCCCGCCACCUUCAGAACACAGCCGCCCGUGCCGGGACCCCAGGCUGCGCCACGCACCAGCCACAGGGCCUGGGUGUCCCAUGACUGUGUGCGGACAGUGUGCCACCACGGGCGUUGCGAGGCCAUGGGGAGACGUGGCAACAAACUCCAGGGCCCCCGCAGACCCUGCAUGGAGGGGGACGCCUGAACAAAGCAGGGAGGCCCAUGGGCAGACGCCAGGAGGGACUGCCAGGAAGAUGCCAUCUCCCCCAGCCACCUUCAGACAAGUGUCCACGGGACGGCCAGUGCUGUGCUGUCCCUUCCCGGGGUUAUGCCCUGAGCGCCCGUCCCCACUGCCUAAGCGGGGACACACUGAGUUUUUAUUAAACCACACUGCCACCCCUUUUAUUAGUCUGGGGGUUUUUACCCAAAGGAGGGAUAUGGGGACCAAUUUCCUCUGCUAAAGCAGAGGUGGGGGCACAGAGAAGCCUUCCCUUCUAGGCCUCAGGGGCUGGGGUGGUGCUUUCCAGGGUUCGGGUUUGGGGAGCUCAGAGCAGGGAGCCCAGUGGAGAGGAG
This is a messenger RNA of Zalophus californianus (California sea lion), 1961 nucleotides long. RefSeq names its product chromosome 6 C14orf180 homolog (gene C6H14orf180). The transcript has 6 exons. The record is from RefSeq and is a predicted model, not a curated record. Bases 216 to 761 code for a protein of 181 amino acids. NCBI's taxonomy places the organism in Eukaryota, Metazoa, Chordata, Mammalia, Carnivora, Otariidae.